CUGUGGAGAGAGUCCAGAAGCCAGACCUUGGUGUGGACCUGGUAGAGGAAAGCUGAGCUCUCCAAGAAUGGCUAGUAUGAGUUCAUGAAGGAUAUCUUGGGAAGGGAUUGGGGAUUUCCUAUUUCAUAACCUGGAAGGAACUGUGCAGAUCACAGCCUGUGUGUGAAGGGAUUCCAUAGCUUGGACAAUCCAUCCUUCUGGGAGACUUGUACUCAUUGCAUUGGCACCAUUUUGUUCCUGAGUCCUCUUCUGUCAGCUCAUCAAAACAGAGACCUCAGGCCUUGUUGGCCAGCAAGGUCUUUUAAGAACUUGUGGCGUGGGAGGUAUAAAGCCAUUCUACUCUCAUACAGUAGACUUUAAGAAAGGACCUGUCUUUGGACUGCUGGGAAUAUGUCAGCCUUGCUGCAAGCCACGGAUGGGAACUCCGAAGGGAUACAGCCAAGAGCUCUGGCAGGGACACCCAGUACUGAGAGUGGAGGAGAGACCGGUGAGAUUUCUCAGUGCAAAUCUUCUGACUCCAGCUGCGAGGAUGAAGUGAACCUGGGUAAAAAGAAACCACGUCGGCAGAGGACUCAUUUCACCAGCCAGCAGCUACAGGAACUGGAGGCCACUUUCCAACGGAAUCGCUAUCCAGACAUGAGCACCAGGGAGGAGAUUGCAGGCUGGACCAACCUGACAGAGCCCAGGAUCAGGGUUUGGUUUAAAAACCGUAGAGCCAAGUGGCGGAAAAAGGAGCGGCAUCAGCAGACAGAACUAUGCAAAGGGGCUUUUGGCUCGCCACUCAAUGCCUUGUCUGGAAAUUCUUACGAGGACCUCUACCCAAGCUACACCUACAAUAACUGGACCCCAAAAGGGCUGCAUACCACCACCCCCAUCCAUGGCAAGGGGUUCCAGAUCUUCAACUCUAUGAAUCUCAAUUCCUUUCCAAGCCCCACAGUCUUCUCUGCAGCUGCAGCGGCAUCCAUGUCUGGCAUGCCAUCUCUGGAAACCUUUAAUAACAUGACAAGUUCUCCUGGGCCUCCCGUUUCAACAUAUGGACCAGGUGCUCCUUCACCGUACAUGUACAGGGACCCCUGCAACCCAAACCUAGCUGGUCUGAGACUCAGAGCAAAGCAGACACAGCCUCCCCUAGGCUAUGGGAUCCCACAAAGUCCAAUUAUAAGCCCCAGCUCCAGCCACUAUAAUCUGGACAGGCCAGUGUGAUAUUGUGGCCAGAAGCAUGGAGGGAUGAAUGGAUUUUUGUCUCCUUAGAACUCAUUGCAGACAGAUCUCGAAGAUACAUUUGCCACUGCAAACCCUGUGUGGAGAGUGAAUGGGAUUCACCAGGUGUGGACAGAAGACCUCCUUUGGCCUGCUCUGUUUUGAGGAUUCAUAACUUUCCUCUAAAUUGCCUUGACAUAGACACCUUUCAGUGAGCUGGUGCUUUCUCUAAGGCCUCAGAAUCUGGGCAUGGCUGAAGCCCACAAAAAGCCAAUGUAAUCUGGAUUUAAUUCAAAUUACAUUUGUUUGAGAUGUCCUAAGUGUUUCUCUUGAUUUAGCUCGGGGCCAUUAAAGAUGGUGGGAUGGGAGGUCCGGUGCCAAUUGUCUGAAGACUAAAGUAAGCCCAUUCAUUAUGACCAAAAGAAACAAGCAGAACGACGAGGAGGAAACAACGAAGGACUGCAAAGAGCAGUGAGAGAAGGGAGCAGGUGUGACAAAGAAAAAUCAAGGGCAUUCCUGUCAGUUUUAUCACACUAUUGAGUUACAUGGGAUUAGGGCAAUCAUUUCUAAAAUAUGUGCCACCAGAGAGCUGUUGGUGUGCUGUGAGAAAUAAUGAAAAAAAAUAACAUUUCUUGUGAUCCCAAAGUAGAGGCUGCCCGCUGCAUCUCUGCUUGAUAUACUGCUCUGGCUUCUCUUCCUUCCAAAUGCCUGUUGAGAACAGCUAACUCUGCUGUUUCUCUGCACUGGGUUUGAUUGGAUCAGCUAGUCACCCCUGAUGCAGAAACAGAGAAUCACCAGCCCUCAUAGGAGACAUACUCAGGUCCCUGCCACACGGCAGGGAAAACA
Messenger RNA from Gekko japonicus, 2046 nucleotides. Its product is annotated as pituitary homeobox 2-like. Gene Ontology annotation, cellular component: nucleus. The record is from RefSeq and is a predicted model, not a curated record. The transcript has 3 exons. Gene Ontology annotation, molecular function: RNA polymerase II cis-regulatory region sequence-specific DNA binding; DNA-binding transcription factor activity, RNA polymerase II-specific. NCBI's taxonomy places the organism in Eukaryota, Metazoa, Chordata, Lepidosauria, Squamata, Gekkonidae. Gene Ontology annotation, biological process: anatomical structure morphogenesis; regulation of transcription by RNA polymerase II. Bases 391 to 1203 code for a protein of 270 amino acids.